Molecule: messenger RNA, 6074 nt
Organism: Danio rerio (zebrafish)
Lineage: Eukaryota; Metazoa; Chordata; Actinopteri; Cypriniformes; Danionidae
Source: RefSeq, a predicted model, not a curated record
UUUACUUUACUUUACUUUACCUUACUAUGUUAAUCCUCGAGUUCAGCAGCCAAUGAAAGCCUGCGCAAAUCCCGCGUGCACCCGCGCGGGGUCGCUGCAGCCCCUCCCUCUCUCUCUCCGCGGAUCCGGUCAGAGUGUUUACGGAAGUGACGCCUGACGUGACGUGUCAUUUUCCGCACAGGCAUUAUGAGGAUCCAGCAAUGAAGAACCCGAAAAAUGAUGAAAGUCGCUUUUAGAGCACAAAUGCCGUAAAACACCGGCAGGUAUCCGCGGGGUUAUGGUGCUGUGACGCGGCUUCCGGUGUGUGUGAGGCUUGAUCUGCGCUGGAGCCGAACAGCGCGCUCGGUUUGCGGGAUUUAUCGGUGAUUUAUUGGUGAUUUAUCGGCGAUUAAUGAGCCUGAAGAUGUCCACGAGCAGUCCAGAGGCGGUGAAGAAGCUCCUGGAGAACAUGCAGGCGGAUCUGCGCUCUCUGUCCAUGGAGUGCAAGAAGAAAUUCCCUCCAGUCAAAGAGGCUGCAGAGUCCGGCAUCGUGAAGAUCAAAACCAUCGCAGCCAGAAACACAGACAUCCUGGCAGCGCUGAAGGAGAACAGUUCUGAAGUGGUGCAGCCGUUCCUCAUGGGCUGCGGGACCAAAGAGCCCAAAAUCACACAGCUGUGCCUCGCCGCCAUACAGAGACUGAUGUCACACGAGGUGGUGUCUGAGGCGGCGGCGGGAAACAUCAUCAACAUGCUGUGGCAGCUGAUGGAGAACGGCCUGGAGGAGCUCAAACUUCUGCAGACGGUGCUCGUGCUGCUCACCACCAACACCAUCGUACAUGAUGAAGUGCUGUCCAAGGCCAUCGUUCUGUGUUUCCGUCUGCAUUUCACCAAAGACAACAUCACCAACAACACGGCGGCCGCCACCGUCAGGCAGGUGGUGACUGUGGUGUUUGAGCGGAUGGUGGCCGAGGACGAGCGCUUUAAAGGUCUGAAUGAAGAGCCUCCUGCUGUUCAGGGAAACUGUAACCGGCGCUCCGUCAGCACCCUGAGACCCAGCGCUAAAGACGCAUACAUGCUGUUUCAGGAUUUGUGUCAACUGGUGAACGCUGACGCCCCCUACUGGUUAGUAGGAAUGACUGAAAUGACCCGCACGUUCGGCCUGGAGCUGCUGGAGUCGGUAUUAAAUGACUUUCCUCAAGUGUUCCUGCAGCAUCAGGAGUUCAGUUUCCUGCUGAAGGAGCGUGUGUGUCCGCUGGUCAUCAAGCUGUUUUCUCCUAAUAUUAAGUUUCGUCAGGGCAGCAGUUCCAGCUCUGCGUCUCCGGCGCCGGUGGAGAAACCCUAUUUCCCCAUCUGCAUGCGGCUGCUCCGGGUCGUCUCCGUGCUGAUCAAACACUUCUACAGCCUCCUGGUAACAGAGUGUGAGAUCUUCCUCUCUCUGCUGGUGAAGUUUCUGGAUGGAGAGAAGCCGCAGUGGUUGAGAGCCGUGGCUGUGGAGUCUGUGCACAGACUGUGUGUUCAGCCACAUUUACUACGCUCUUUCUGUCAGUCGUAUGACAUGAAGCCACACUCCACUAAAGUCUUCAGAGAUAUCGUCAACGCUCUGGGCUCCUUCAUCCAGUCACUCUUCAUCCUCCCCAGCGCAGGAAACACUUCAUCUACCAGCACACCUGCAGGAGGCUCAGUGUCCAGCUCUCAGGCGUCUGGUCCGGGAGGUCCAGGCUUGACCGGUGCAGGCGGAGCUUUGACCACACAGGCUGCAUUUGAGUACCGUGGCACCUGGAUCCCCCUCAUGAACGUCAGCGUACAGGGCAGCGCCAAAGCCACCUAUCUGGAGAUGCUGGAUAAAGUGGAGCCGCCCUCCAUCCCUGAGGGUUACGCCAUGUCUGUGGCCUUCAGCGCGCUGCUGGAUCUGGUCAGAGGAAUCACCAAUAUGAUCGACAGAGAGCUGCUCAGACAAGAACAGCAGGAGGCCAUGAGGGAGGAGGAGGAGCCUGUUUCACCUCCUGCCCAGGAGCCCCUGGCUGCUGAGGUCUGGCAGGAGAUGGUGAACGCCUGCUGGUGUGGUUUACUAGCGGCUCUUUCUCUGCUGCUGGACGCCAGUACGGACGAGACGGCGACGGAAAACAUCCUGAAGGCGGAGCUGUCGAUGGCGUCUCUGUGUGGUCGUCUGGGUCUGGUGACGCCUCGGGACGCCUUCAUCACAGCCGUCUGUAAAGCAUCUCUUCCUCCACAUUACGCCCUCACCAUCCUCAGCAGCAGCGCCAGCAGCCUCACUAACAAGGUGUACUCUAUCCAGGGUCAGAGUGUGCAGAUGGUGAGUCCGUCCAGCGAGUCUCAUCAGCAGGUGGUGGCAGUGGGUCAACCGCUCAGUGCUCAACCACAGGGCACAGUCGUGCUCACAGCGAAGAACAUCCAGUGCAUGCGGACUCUGCUGAAUCUGGCUCACUGUCACGGGGCUCAUCUGGGCACCUCCUGGCAGCUGGUGUUGGCCACACUACAGCAUCUGGUGUGGAUUCUGGGACUGAAACCGGCUCCCGGUGGAGUCCUGAAACCCGGACGGGCCGUGGAGGGUCCCAGCACGGUUUUGACCACAGCGGUGAUGACUGAUCUGCCCGUCAUAUCAAACAUCCUCUCCAGACUCUUUGAAAGCUCACAGUAUUUAGACGACGUCUCUCUGCAUCACCUGAUAAACGCGCUGUGCUCUUUGUCAAUGGAGGCGAUGGAAAUGGCUUACGGCACCAACAAGGAACCAUCCCUGUUUGCGGUGGCCAAACUCUUGGAGACUGGACUGGUCAAUAUGGACCGCAUCGAGAUCCUCUGGAGGCCCCUGACCGCUCAUUUACUGGAGAAGGUGUGUCAGCAUCCUAAUGCUCGUAUGAGGGAGUGGGGUGCAGAGGCCAUCACCUCGCUGAUCAAAGCAGGACUUUCCUACAAGCAUGAUCCUCCGCUGUCCCAAAACCAGAGGCUGCAGUUGCUCCUUCUAAACCCGCUGAAGGAGCUCUCGAAUGUCCUUCAUGCUGACAUCCGACAGAAACAGCUGGAGUGUGUCCUGCAGAUCCUACAGAACCAGGGAGACAGUCUGGGACCGGGAUGGCCUCUGGUUCUGGGGGUUAUUGGGGCGAUCCGCAAUGACCAGGGUGAAUCCCUCAUACGAACAGCCUUCCAGUGCCUGCAGUUAGUAGUGACCGACUUCUUGCCCACAAUGCCUUGCAUGUGCCUACAAAUUGUGGUGGAUGUAGCCGGAAGCUUUGGGCUCCAGAACCAGGAGCUUAAUAUCAGCCUGACGUCUAUCGGCCUGCUGUGGAACAUCUCAGACUACUUUUUCCAAAGGGGAGAAGCCAUUACAGAAGAGCUGGACAAGGAGGAAGCAGUUCUCUUGAAACAGGCCCAAGAUAAAGGUGAACCUCUGAACCGACCCUUUCACCCAGCGCCACCUUUUGACUGCCUAUGGUUGUGCCUGUAUGCCAAGCUGGGCGAGUUGUGUGUGGACCCACGGCCAGCUGUGAGGAAGAGCGCCGGCCAGACAAUGUUCUCCACCAUCGCUGCUCAUGGAACGCUGCUGCAACCACCAACUUGGAACAUUGUUGUUUGGAAGGUUCUGUUUCAUCUUCUGGACUGUGUAAGGAAGUCCUCCACCACGGCUGACAAAGAAAAGAUUGAAUCUGGAGGUGGGAACAUCCUCAUCCACCACUCGCGAGAUACGGCAGAGAAGCAGUGGGCAGAAACAUGGGUUCUGACACUUGCGGGCGUAGCGCGCAUCUUCAACACCAGGAGAUACCUGCUCCAGCAGCUUGGUGACUUUUUCAAGGCUUGGGAAGUUCUGUUGGACCACAUUCAAUCUGCUGCCCUCAGCAAGAACAAUGAAGUUUCCCUAGCAGCCCUUAAGAGCUUCCAGGAGAUCCUCCAACUAGUCACACCAAUUAAAGACACGGAUAAACCUGACGCUCUCUCUGCUAUAGACGUUCCUUCUGUGCUUAUGGAGUCUCUUCAAGGAUCUGGACCAGGAAGACCUCUAGUCAGAUCUGAUUCUCUUGCUGAGCGUUUAGCCCAACGCUACGCUGCACAACCUUCACUUCCGCCACCUGGAGAGGAGCUGGACGACUCGGCCCUCUGGUGGUCAGCGUGGAACACUUGGUACCGAGUAGGAACUGAGUGCACACGGCCGCCUAGUGGCGGAACCGAUAAACUAGUGUUUGUACCAAGUCAGCCUUUCCUCACGGCACUAAUACAGAUUUUCCCAGCACUCUACCAGCACAUUGCAGGAGGCUUCAGUAUGGAGGAUCUCAAGAAGUUGGGGGUGAUUCUGCACGGAGCCGUGUCGGUCCCCAUAAGCUCGGACUCCUCACCAUUUAUCUUGCCUUCCUACACUGAAGCAGUGCUCACCAGCCUGCAGGAGGCAGUCCUGACCGCACUUGAUGUCCUGCAGAAGGCAAUUUGUGUGAGUUCGGAGAAUCUCCAAGUGAUGUAUCCUGCCAUCUUUGAGCAGCUCCUGCUGUUUGUGGAGUUCUCCUGUAAGCCUCCUCAGUAUGGAAAGAUGGAGACUAAACAUGUGGCCAAUGCCAAAUACAACCAGAUCCAACUGUUUGCACCGGCGGAGUGGGUGGCCUUAAAUUACGUGCCGUUUGCGGAGCGAUCUCUGGAGGUGGUGGUGGAUCUGUAUCAUAAAACCGCCUGCCACAAAGCCGUUAUCAAUGAGAAAGUUCUGCAAAACAUCAUCAAGACUGUGAGGAUUCCUCUGGGCCUGAAAUACGCCUGUCCUGCUGAGAGCACCUGGAAACUGGCCGUCUCCUCGCUGCUCAAAGUGCUUUCCAUUGGACUCCCUGUUGCUCGGCAACAAGCAUCAUCAGGAAAAUUCGACACGAUGUGGCCGGAGCUGGCGAACGCCUUCGAGGACUUCCUGUUUACCAAGAGCACACCUCCAGAUAAUCUGUCCAUACAGGAGUUCCAGAGGAAUGAAGCUGUAGAUGUGGAGGUGGUGCAGUUGAUCAGCUCAGAGAUUUUACCAUUUGCCAAUUUCAUACCCAAAGAGUUUGUGGGCCGUAUCAUGAGCAUGCUGAAUAAAGGAUCGAUCCACUCGCAGUCUUCAUCAUUCACAGAGGCUGAGAUGGACAUGCGCAUGCGGGAGGAUUUCUCCAAAGUGUGCUUCGAGACGCUCCUGCAGUUUUCCUUCAGUAAUAAAGUGUCGACGCCGCAGGAGGGCUUUAUCUCCCGCAUGGCGCUGUCGGUGCUGCUGCAGCGGGCGCAGGACGUGCUGCGACGAUACGUGGAGGACGAGCGGCUCAGUGGACGCUGCCCGCUGCCCAGGCAACAAGUGACUGAGAUCAUCUUUGUGUUAAAAGCCAUCAGUACUCUCAUGGAUUCCCUGAAAAAGACGCAACCGGAGAACGUGGAUGGGAACGUUUGGGCUCAGGUGAUUGCGUUGUACCCAACGCUGGUUGAAUGCAUCACCUGCACAUCUCCUGAAGUCAGUUCGGCCCUUAAAGACGCCCUGGGGCCCUUUAAAGACUUCAUGCAGCCGCCCGUCUCCAAAGUGCAGAACGGCGAAUCGUGACUGAACGUUUUUACUCUACCGCGAACAUGAAUAUGACUGUUUCAUACGCCGAGCGUGAGGACACCGAUUCAGCCCCAUCGUCAUGGUAACCGUUGACUGACAGCUCCGAAAUCCCAUCUUUCUGAAGUUAAUUCUAAUAUGAGCUGACAAUAGUCUCUGAUUGGCCGACUUUAACGAUGUAUUAACUGCUAUGUUAAAUUUGCAGUGUUGUUUUUAUGGGUUUAUUUCUUGAUCUCCCCCUCCCCCCACUUCCCUCCCCAUCUGGAGUUGAUGUACAGUGUUUGGUGAUAGUGUUAAAGAUGUAAUUAAGAAACACGUAUUUGGAUUGAAAAUCAGAUCCAAAAAUCAUUUAAAAGAGAGAAUGAAAAAACUAAUCAUGAUAAUUACAUGAAGGAUGGUCUUUUUUUUGUGUGUGAAGUUUUCUCAACAGCAAUGGAUUUUAUGCAAGAUCUUACUGUAACAUUCCACGUCAUCUUUAGUCGCAUUAAGAAGGGUUGAACCUGGUGUGUGUACAAUAAUAAAUGGUACAGUUCUAUGAACAUCA